GUGACUUCGACAGCUCCGUAAAACUUAAACACACACGGUCACAGUGAAGAGUCGCAGCCGGCAAAGUCAGCAGCAUUUCUGUUACAUAACGGUUUUCCGGGGAUAUCAGUUUUACCUAAAGAGAUUGGUAAACAACGGACACAUGCUGUUUUAAUUAACGUAACUCUAUCCUCAUAAUGAUAAGUAAAACAGAUGCAGCUUCGGGCUCCUGACAACUUCGGUGAUAGCUAACUUAGCUUAAAGCAAAAACAAACCAAAGUUAGCGUCACGGUAGGUGUUUGUUAAAGUUAGUUGGGUUUUCUUUGUCCGUUAUUCUUUUGUGAUUCAGUACCAGCUAACUGGCCCGACAACGCUGACAUUAACAUAUCACGUUAACUUAGCAUUAACGCCACUUAAAGUAACAAGCUCCGAGGUGUGUAACGUGGUUCACAUUGAUACAGAGUCGACUUUCGCUGAAUUUGAAACAAAAAGAUUUGUACUUGAACGGAAGCAAACACUGGACGUUAACUCAACCUUAUCUAUAUCAAGGACCUGAAUGGCCUCCGUUGUUGCAGUGAAAACUGAGAAGCGACCUGCAGCUGAUUCUCAGGAUGCAGACUCAAAUGCAAAAAAGCCCAGGAAACUGCUGCCCAGCCUGAAGACCAAGCGAGCCCCCGAGCUUGUCCUGGUGAUUGGCACAGGGGUAAGCUCCGCAGUGGCCCCUCAGGUCCCUGCACUGCGCUCCUGGAAAGGCCUUAUCCAGGCCUUGCUUGAUGCAGCCAAUGACUUUGAUCUACUAGAGGAGGAGGAGAGUCGGCGUUUCCAGAAGCACAUGCAGGAAGAUAAGAAUUUGGUGCAUGUGGCCCAUGACCUCAUUCAGAAACUUUCCCCGAGAACGGGAAAUGUGAGGUCUACAUUCUUCAAGGACUGUCUAUACGAGGUGUUUGAUGAUUUGGAGUGUAAGAUGGAGCAUGCGGGGAAACACCUACUGCGCUCAGUGCUGCAGCUGAUGGAGAGCGGAGCACUGGUGCUCACCACUAACUUUGAUAACCUUUUGGAGAUCUACGCAGCUCACCAGGGCACCAAGCUCGAGUCUUUGGACCUGACAGAUGAGAAGAAGGUUUUGGAGUGGGCUCAGGAGAAACGGAGGUUAAGUGUUCUGCAUAUCCAUGGUGUUUACACCAACCCCAGUGGUAUCGUACUGCACCCUGCAGGCUACCAGAAUGUUCUGAGGAACACUGAAGUUAUGCGUGAGAUCCAGAAGCUCUACGAGACCAAAUCCUUCGUGUUUCUCGGCUGCGGGCGCACGGUAGACGACACAACCUUCCAGGCUCUGUUCUUGGAGGCAGUUAAACACAAGUCUGACUUGGAACACUUUAUGCUCGUGCGGCGAGAGGAUGUGGGGGAGUUCAAGAAGCUGCGCGACAACAUGCUGGACAAGGGCAUCAAGGUCAUCUCCUAUGGAGACGAGUAUGCCGACCUGCCGGAGUACUUUGAGAGGCUGGCCAAUGAGAUCUGCAACCGCGACGUGUCUACCAACGGCUGGGGAUCUCCUUCACAAAAUGGGGAGGAACAGCAGAACGGCUUCAACACACAGAAAAGCCUCCUUCAAGACCAUCAUUCUUGACAGGCGCACACAGUCGGGAUCAGUAUCAGUCAUUUUCCUUCACAGCUCCGUCGAGAGAUCACUCUGAGUAGUACUCGAGUCUGAUUUUACCAAUGGAUUUAGGAAUCCAGGAAAAACUAUGGGCCAUGGGAGACCUAAAAGCCGUUCAGUGUUUCACAUGUUUAUGUGAUGUUCAUGUAUUAGUUCUUAUUUAAAAGGGAAGGGAGAAGUUUAAAAUGACCGUCAACGCCGAUACCCAGUGUCACAGUUCCACUGCAGUGUAAAUGAUACUCGACAUUUAGGAAGCUGCAGUAGAAGGAAGUUUUAAAUAUGCAAAAGAUGAAAUGGUUUGUUCUCAUUUCAACAUGACAGAAAUUCUAUAUCUGAGUCCACUGACAGAAGUUGAUUGUGUUGCAUUGAUUCAUUGUUUAGAUUUGGAUUAAAGUGAUGCAAACAAAUGCAUCACCUCUACCUACCUGCCCUGGAAGAGGCACCACAUGCUCUUCACUCAAAGCAAUCAUGUGCUCAUAUGUAAGGAUUGUAUCUGUGAUGCUCAACCCAGAAACCAGUAAAACCUGAUUUGCACACUACUGGAUGGGGAAUGGCUGGUAAAUUUCUCUCAGUGAUGGAUGGUUACUUGGUUUGCAAACACAUUGUUAUGAUGCUGUCGUCUAAAAUUCAGAAUGUUAUGUUUUCAUAGCAGAGAGGCUCCCAGCCAGUAGCAAUCACUUUGCCACUCCUGUGCUGAAAAUGUUCUUUGUAAGCCUUUUUUUGUAUUUUUAAUACUUGCAUGUGUUUUCUGACAUAGUAUUUAUAAGUACUAUUUUCAAAAUAAAGCUUUUGGUAUCCCA
Molecule: messenger RNA, 2436 nt
Organism: Plectropomus leopardus (leopard coralgrouper)
Lineage: Eukaryota; Metazoa; Chordata; Actinopteri; Perciformes; Serranidae
Gene: siral1
Product: SIR2 antiphage like 1
Source: RefSeq, a predicted model, not a curated record